Molecule: messenger RNA, 1354 nt
Organism: Myotis lucifugus (little brown bat)
Lineage: Eukaryota; Metazoa; Chordata; Mammalia; Chiroptera; Vespertilionidae
Gene: MRPS6
Product: mitochondrial ribosomal protein S6
Exons: 6
Coding region: 1-990 (329 amino acids)
Biological process (GO): translation
Cellular component (GO): ribosome; mitochondrial small ribosomal subunit
Molecular function (GO): structural constituent of ribosome; small ribosomal subunit rRNA binding
Source: RefSeq, a predicted model, not a curated record
AUGGGGCGCCCCUGCCAGGCCCGGCGGAUGUUGGCCCGGGAGCCCCACUGCACGUGGUGCGACAAGUCCUCCCCCGCCGAGCAGUGGGCCCCGCUCUGCCCGGGGAAACAGGGGCGGCUCCUCCAGGUGCCCCCUUUCCCCAUCUCCCCCAGCCUGGGCUCUGGGUGUGGGAGCAGCGAGGGCACCGCCCCUCCUGUCUCUCCAGGUGGGAGCCUCCCGCAGGUGCAGCCGGGGGACAGCACAGGCCGGGGUUUCAGCCACACGACGGCGGUCCCGGCGCCUUUAGCCCCGGUUCAGGCGCCUCCCGGAGGGAACUGUCCCCGCGGGGCUGGGGCUGGAGGUAGGGCUUGCAGGUUCGCCGGCGAGGACCGACCUGCCGCGUCCCGCAGGAGGCAGCUCCUCGUCCCCGCGCCGGGCAGGGACGCCGCCGGCGCCGAAAUCCUCCUGCGAGACGUGGGUAACGUGGUGCGGUGCGUGGAAAAUAGGAUUCUGAAAUUGGAUCGAUACUGGGAGGAGAAUGGAUGGAAAAGUUCACCCUGCGGUGCAUUCACUGCGGGUGCCGCUGUGAGCGGGGCGCCUGGGGAGGCGGGAGGCUCCGCUCACUCGGCAGCACUUGGCGGUCCCCCGGGAAGCCUGGGGCAGCGCCUCCAUUCGAAGCUGCCCGAGACUGCUGCUGCGCUGAAGCGGACAAUAGAAGCCCUGAUGGACCGGGGGGCGAUCGUGAGGAACUUGGAGAACCUGGGGGAGCGGAUGCUUCCUUAUCGGAUCUCUGCCCACAGCCAGCGGCACAACAGAGGCGGGUAUUUCUUGGUGGAUUUUUAUGCACCAACAACAACUGUGGAAAGCAUGCUGGACCACUUGUCUCGAGACAUUGACGUCAUCAGACCUAAUAUUGUGAAACACCCUCUGACCCAGGAAGUAAAGGCGUGUGAGGGGAUUGUCCCGGUCCCACUUGAAGAAAAACUGUACUCCACCAAGAGGAGGAAGUGAGGUGCUCCAGAGUUCAGCCUGCUGUUCAGUCCUCUCACUUCUGAGCAUCGCGGAUGAGUCAUUCACAGCCUGACCUUUACAUAAGUGUGCCAGCUGCCAUGGGAGGGUCUGGGGGUUCUUGGCUCUUGGUCCCCUUUGUGGGGAGAGGUGGGGGAUGGCUGGCUGGGAGCCUCUAUGUAUCUGCUGGUGCCACUGUCCCAGUCAAAUACAUCUUUCUUGAUUUUGUUAAAGUAAAUGUAAUUUUUUUGCCCUAUAAUACUUAACACCAUUUUGGAGAACAAAACUUACAAAACUAUCUCGGAUUGUGAGCUAAUCAUUCAUACUGUAUAACCAUGCAAAAUAAAAUAUUCAGAUUGUAAAAUCA